Molecule: messenger RNA, 1248 nt
Organism: Haliotis rubra (blacklip abalone)
Lineage: Eukaryota; Metazoa; Mollusca; Gastropoda; Lepetellida; Haliotidae
Exons: 5
Coding region: 26-700 (224 amino acids)
Source: RefSeq, a predicted model, not a curated record
GCGGUGUCCGUGUGAGACAAGAGACAUGAUGAAGCUGAAGACACUGAUCUUUAUUCUGCAGUCACUUACAGUUUCAGGAGAAUACUUCUAUUCAUACUUCCGCACAUCUUACGUAGGUGCAGUGGAUGCAUGCAAGAUAAACGGUCUUCAGCUGGUGAACGUGAAAACCAGUGAAAUCAACGUUCGAGUCUCUGCGUAUAUGGGAGACAAAUCCGUCAGUGUGUGGAGCGGGCUUCACUAUAACGCAAGUCUGAGCAAGUUCCAGUGGGGAGACGGGCAGAUCCUUCACUCUGCGGAUGGUCUGUCAUGGCAGGGUGGACAGCCGGAUCUUUCUCAAGGGAUGGAAUGUGCCUACAUGAAGCACAUCUCUGGAUCCUUCAUCUACAAGAUGACGUCCUGCAAGACAAAAAUUGCUGCACUGUGUGACGGUGAACUUGUCACUGAAGACCUGCCCAGAGCUUGGCCAUCUUUCCUGAGGUACACAAAAAGGAAUUCCACCGAGUCAAACCAAGCUGGCUUCCCUGGAUGUGUCUUCGAAAGGCGUGGGAUCAGUGGGCAGGUUAUAACAGAAGAAAGCGUUGAUAUAUUGGAUGAUUGUGCUGUCGUGUGCAAGGAAGACGCGACAUGCAUAUACUUCCUCUACGUCUACAUCUACGAGACGUGGGGCGGCUGUAUUACCCACAAACGGAUUCCUGACUGAAUGUCAACUUUGAAUCUUGCUUUAUCACGCUUUCUCUCAGGACAAAUCUUGUUAUAUUGUCCAGACUGAGGUUAGCUGACAGUCCUAGCACGAUUUAAGUCUUCGAAACCUGUAUUCGUUGCUCUAAACUCAAAUCUCACAAAGUAUAUCAGUGUAGUGGUUACUGACAAGUUGUCUUGCAAAGAUUUUCGAAAAAUGUAUGUUUAAAUAUGUUUCCAAUUAUCUAAGAGAUAAUAAGUUAAUCAUGAACUUCAAAUCUGGUUUCAUGUCGGGUGAUUCAACUACAAAUCAACUAACGUAUCUGUACGAUUUCAUCGCCAUAGAAAAGGGUAAAGGAAAGGAAGUAAGGGCCGUUUUCUGUGACAUUAAUAAGGCUUUUGGCAAGGUAUGGCACAAAGGUAUACUUUAUGAACUUAAAUCAUAUGGUUUAAGCGGCAACUUGUUACUAUGGUUUAAAAGUUACUUAGAAAAUCGAUGUCAACGCGUUGUUAUAAAUGGUUAUAAAUCCGGCCUUUGACCAGUUCUAGCAGGUGUCCCUCAAGGAUCAG